AAGCAGGGGGCAAGAAGCUGCGGAGCACUGUCCAGAGGAGCACCGAGACAGGGCUGGCUGUGGAGAUGAGGAACUGGAUGACCCGUCAGGCCAGCCGGGAGUCAACGGAUGGGAGCAUGAACAGUUACAGCUCUGAGGGAAAUUUGAUCUUCCCCGGUGUGAGGUUGGCUGCAGACAGCCAGUUCAGUGAUUUUCUGGAUGGACUUGGUCCUGCCCAGCUUGUGGGACGACAGACUUUGGCAACACCAUCAAUGGGAGAUAUCCAGGUGGGAAUGAUGGACAAGAAAGGACAACUGGAAGUAGAAAUAAUCCGAGCCCGUGGCCUUGUUGUAAAACCAGGUUCAAAGACACUGCCAGCACCAUAUGUAAAGGUGUAUCUAUUAGAAAAUGGAGUCUGCAUAGCCAAAAAGAAAACAAAGGUAGCAAGAAAAACGCUGGAACCACUUUAUCAGCAGCUUCUAUCAUUUGAAGAAAGUCCCCAAGGAAAAGUUUUACAGAUAAUUGUUUGGGGAGACUAUGGACGUAUGGAUCACAAGUCCUUUAUGGGAGUGGCACAGAUACUUUUAGAUGAACUGGACCUGUCCAACAUGGUGAUUGGGUGGUUCAAACUCUUCCCUCCUUCUUCGCUAGUAGACCCAACUUUAGCUCCUCUCACUAGAAGAGCUUCCCAAUCAUCUCUUGAAAGUUCAACAGGACCUUCGUAUGCUCGCUCAUAGCAGCUGUGAAACUGUUGUCAUAGCAACCAGCGUUACAAAACAAUAAAAUUACAGGUCGCAAACCCUGGUAACACUGCAUGCUUUAUGUUGUGUCUUCUGAGCCUGUUUCUAGGGCUGCAACGCGAUCCUGUGUUCUCAAGGAAGUUGCACACAUUGUGCCCUAUGGAAGGCCCUCAGGUGAAGGACAGAAGUCAUGAGGAACUGAUAGGUUUGGAGUUCAGGGACACUCAGUUUUGGUCCGAUCCGAAGCCAUGGACUAAACUAAAAGAAUCAAUCUGUUUCAUGCAACAAAAGUCCUUUCAAUGGCAUAUCUGUUUUGUUGCUCCCAUUUCUUUAUUUAUCUGCCCUCCCCUCCUAAAGCUUGGUUAUGCCACAGAAAUGGAGUUACCCUCCCAUGAAGCCAUGUUACAAGUCAGUGGAUUAGCAGGCAUUGGAGGAAAAGAAGAAUGUAAGGAUGCUGGAGAAGUCGACUGUUGUUUGAAACAGUUGCUUGAGAUCUGAAAACUCUUCAUACUGAAAAGGUUCAACACUUUAAAGUGGCGGGCUUCAUACCUCCAGCUAUAGAUACAGUGAAACCCCAGAUAUGAUGGACUCUAAAAAAUAAAGUUCUGUGGAUAUACCGUACUAUAUGAAAUUAAAGAAACUUUUUUGCAUGGACACAGAUUUAGCUGAACACUUAAAUUAUUUUCUUGGGGCUGCAACUUGC
Nestor notabilis (Kea) is the source of this 1422-nucleotide messenger RNA. RefSeq names its product regulating synaptic membrane exocytosis protein 2-like. The record is from RefSeq and is a predicted model, not a curated record. The annotation marks the transcript as partial. Gene Ontology annotation, cellular component: cytoskeleton of presynaptic active zone; presynaptic membrane. The transcript has 5 exons. Gene Ontology annotation, biological process: calcium ion-regulated exocytosis of neurotransmitter; regulation of membrane potential; regulation of synaptic plasticity. Lineage: Eukaryota; Metazoa; Chordata; Aves; Psittaciformes; Psittacidae. Gene Ontology annotation, molecular function: small GTPase binding; transmembrane transporter binding.